Messenger RNA from Monascus purpureus, 399 nucleotides. The record is from the annotation of a GenBank genome assembly. Lineage: Eukaryota; Fungi; Ascomycota; Eurotiomycetes; Eurotiales; Aspergillaceae.
AUGGGCCGUUCACGUCAGAAAAUGCCCUUAUCGAGGCAAUGGCACGGAAAUAUACCUACGAUGGUCGGCCACGCUUCAGAGCUGAGUUCUACCGCCAGUGUCUACCGCGUGUUCCACCGUAGCCAUGGUCCAACAUUCACUCAUGGUGACUUUCAAAGAAAAAAUGUGCAGAUCCAAAGGGUGAUAGACAAUAGUGGUGGAUAUGAUAUUCCAAAGCCGCAAAUUGCCAUUCUUGACUGGGAAAAGUCAGGUUGGUAUCCUAGCUACUGGGAGUAUUCUCUUGCCGUCUGCGCAUUACGAUGGGAUGAUGACUGGUGCCUUUGGAUUGAGAAAGUCUUGGAACCUUUUGUCUCUGAAUCUUCCUGGUUGCAAACAAUUCGGCUAGAAUUGUGGUCUUAG